AACGCGGUCUGAAUUCAAACCGUGUGGCGGGUAAAAAAGAAAACAAGUUAGCUGCUGUAGGACGGUAAAAGAGAGAGCUGUGGAAAGCUAAAACACGAUAAAAUGUCCCAAACUUUACAAGGAAUUACUUUGAAAGGAAGUGCUGAACUCGUUGCUGAGUUUUUCACAUUUGGGAUCAACAGCAUUUUAUACCAGCGAGGCAUCUAUCCUGCAGAGACCUUCACCAGAGUCACCAAGUAUGACAUGAGUCUCCAGCUCACCACAGACCCCAAACUGAAGAACUACCUCACCAACGUCGUGAUGAAACUCAAAGAGUGGCUGUUUGACUGCACGGUGCAGAAGCUGGUGGUGGUGAUCACAUGCCUUGAGACAAGUGAAGUCCUGGAGCGAUGGCAGUUCGAUAUAGAGUGUGACAAGACAGCCAAGGAGAGCGGCGCUCCCAGGGAGAAGUCGAUGAAAGCCAUCCAGGAAGAAAUUCGCUCAGUUAUCAGACAGAUCACUGCCACAGUCACCUUCUUACCUUUACUGGAAACGGCCUGUGCGUUCGACCUCCUGAUCUACACGGAUAAGAAUCUGGAGGUCCCUGAGCAGUGGGAGGAGUCUGGACCUCAGCUUAUUAACCAAUCAGAGGAGGUUCAGCUUCGCUCUUUCACCACAUCCAUCCACAAGGUCAACGGUAUGGUGGCCUACAAAAGAACAAACUCUAUGUAACCAUAGAGUCUGUCUCUCUCUCCCUGUUUUGUUUUCUGUACAUAGUUUAUGCCCCCCCCCAACAUUUCUCUGCUUUACUGAGGUUUUUAUGACUGUAUCUGUAAAAAUAAAAAAUGUCCUGAUUUAA
Messenger RNA from Neoarius graeffei (lesser salmon catfish), 838 nucleotides. RefSeq names its product MAD2 mitotic arrest deficient-like 1 (yeast) (gene mad2l1). Gene Ontology annotation, biological process: mitotic spindle assembly checkpoint signaling. Bases 103 to 711 code for a protein of 202 amino acids. The transcript has 5 exons. Lineage: Eukaryota; Metazoa; Chordata; Actinopteri; Siluriformes; Ariidae. Gene Ontology annotation, cellular component: kinetochore; cytoplasm; nucleoplasm. The record is from RefSeq and is a predicted model, not a curated record.